Mya arenaria is the source of this 757-nucleotide messenger RNA. Its product is annotated as four-domain proteases inhibitor-like. NCBI's taxonomy places the organism in Eukaryota, Metazoa, Mollusca, Bivalvia, Myida, Myidae. The transcript has 5 exons. The record is from RefSeq and is a predicted model, not a curated record. Gene Ontology annotation, molecular function: protein binding. The coding region runs from base 43 to 384 and encodes 113 amino acids.
CUGACAACUCCGAAGCCUUUGUAAAAUCUGAGCUCUGCGACGAUGAGGACUCUUUUUGUUAUCUCGCUGUUGGUCUGCGCUGUGGCCGUAUAUGGCGACAAAGACUGUGCAAAAUGCGGUUCAGGUACUGAGUUCGACAUUUAUGAUGAAAAUUGCAAGAAGUACGACAACACCUGUCUCCUGAAGUGCGCGGGCGCCAAAUUGCAAAAGAACCUGGUCGCUUGCGGCGUUGCAUGCAAAUGUACUAGAGAGUUAGACUAUCAAUGUGGGGACGAUGGUACAUGGUAUGUCAACCCAUGUGCGUUAAAAUGCAACAAGGAUGUAAAGUUAGACAAGAAGGAAGAAGGGUGUGGGGCCAAGCCAGGUGGACUAUUUCUAGGCUGACAAGCACACUAAAUUAAUGUCGCAAAACACGGAAUACGAAUUAAUGGACUUUCAAUAAUACUACUCACAUAAUUUUUAUAUGUGUCGUUGCCUACGAAAAAGAGUCUUGUUGAGGUAUUCACGUCAACAACAAAACACAUUAUAACCAAAAUGUAUAGAUUUAAAACAUAUUUAAAACAAUGAGUAAAAUUAAAUGAAAAAACCUAUUCGAAAAUAUGUAAAAACAGCUGUCAUUGCCUGCUAAUGAGACGCGACAUAUCGCGAAUAAAAAAACGUUAUUUUGAACUCAACAGGACUGUUUGCUUUGGUGACGACGUCACAUAUAAUAGCUCUUCUUUAUAAUCCUUCAGCAGAUGCAUCUAUAUCUUUUUUC